UAAUUGUCAGUCUGAUUAUCACCUUUACCUUACACUCUCGAUCAUCGUCAAUUCCAAUUUUUCUAUCUCUACCGGCAGAAACAUUCGAACAUUUAUGGCUUCUUCCUCAGCUAGUCGCUGGUUUAGGCCUGAGGUGUAUCCACUGUUCGCCGCCGUCGGAGUUGCCUUCGGAAUCUGCGGGUUCCAGCUUAUCCGCAAUAUCUGCAUGAAUCCUGAAGUCAGGGUAAACAAACAAGGUAGGGCUGCUGGAGUAUUGGAGAAUUUCGUGGAGGGAGAAAAAUACACGGAGCAUGGUCUUAGAAAAUUCGUUCGCAAUAAACGACCAGAAAUCAUGCCUUCCAUCAACAGCUUCUUCUCCGACCCGCAGAAAAACUAGCUACUGCCUUGAAUUGCAUUGGUCUCUAGCCAUUGUUGUCAUCAUCUCCUGUUUGCCAUCCUAUGUAAUGUGUGAUGUGUUCGUGUUCAAGAAUGCUGUAUUUAGAGUCAAAUUGUGGAUCCAGCUUCCUCAAUUGAUGUUGUAAAUUAAUGCUAACAAAUUACCUUCGAAUCUAUUCUCGUGGAUACUCUAUGAUGCUUAAGUCAAUAUAUGAGAGCAUAUUACCAAA
This is a messenger RNA of Olea europaea var. sylvestris, 605 nucleotides long. RefSeq lists its product as uncharacterized. NCBI's taxonomy places the organism in Eukaryota, Viridiplantae, Streptophyta, Magnoliopsida, Lamiales, Oleaceae. The coding region runs from base 95 to 376 and encodes 93 amino acids. The record is from RefSeq and is a predicted model, not a curated record. The transcript has 3 exons.